CAAGUCCGAUAGUUGGUAGCACUGAGCUGGACACGCAUGCAUAUCUUCGGCCAUGACAACCAAUCCGAGUCUCCGACGUAGCAUACGACCGACGAAUCUGAAAUAUGACUCCUACCCGAGUGCAACGACAUCCCAGCUCCUCUGUCGGCCUGUUUUAUCGCGCAAAUGAGAUUCGAUGACCGAUGCCAAUCCAUGUGGAUCCGACAAAGAUUUCCCCUUGCGGAAUAGCGUGCCCUGUAUACAUUCACGGAGCAACCCAUUUGUCACCGUGGUGAAUGUCGCCAAUGACGGCGGAAUGUUGUCAGAGGGCACAAUGCGGAGUUAUUUCAUUCCUUGAUUUAUAAAAGGGCUGGAGUUUUGCUCGUUCUGGCAGCUGUGCGGGUUGCAUUCAGCAUAUAGCUCACUUCUCGUUUUCUGUUUACUUUUUACUGCUUUUGAUUGACAUUAUGGGUGACUACCAAACUCCUGCGGUUGUUGCUUCUGCUACCUCCUCGGCCGAUGCAGCGGCUUCAAAGCCAGGCGCUGAGACCACCAGUCCUCAGGACGCAAUUCUCUACCGCCAGCUUCGCCAGAAGCCUUUGAACAUCGUCGGAGGCCGAGGCAGCUACAUCCUGACCGAUGACGGACGGGAGAUCUUAGAUGCGACAUGCGGCGCGGCCGUGUCUUGUCUCGGCCAUAGCGAUGAGCGUGUCCAUGGCGCCAUCCUCGAGCAACUGCAGAAGAUCCCCUACUGCUAUUCUUUAUACUUCACUAAUAGCGCGGCAGAGCAGCUGGCUAGGUUCUUGGUCGAUUCGACAGGCGGAAAGAUGAGCCGUGCGUCGAUUUUCUGCUCGGGAACCGAGGCCGUCGAAGCUGCUGCCAAAAUGGCCAUUCAAUACUUCACCGAACUGACUGUGCCUCAGCCGCAGCGCGUCAAAUUCAUCUCCCGACAGCAGUCAUACCAUGGAAAUACAUUGGGGUCGUUAGCUAUCGGACACCAUGUCGCCCGUCGAGGGAUCUACGAGGAGUUUCUCUCCAAAAACGUCUCCCAUAUCUCACAGUGCUAUCCGUACCGGAACAUGAAGCCCGACGAAAGCGUCGACGCCUACGUCGCUCGACUAGCGCAGGAGCUGGACGACGAAUUCCACAGACUAGGCCCUGAUACUGUCUGCGCCUUUGUGGCCGAGACAAUGGCCGGCGCGACCCUCGGAUGCGUCCCGCCCUUGCCGGGGUAUCUGAAAGCCAUGAAGCAAGUCUGCGAGCGACACGGCGCGCUGUUCAUUCUUGACGAAGUCAUGUCUGGCAUGGGCCGUACCGGAACCUUGCACGCGUGGGAACAGGAGGACGUCGUGCCUGAUCUGCAGACCAUUGCGAAGGGCCUGGGCGCUGGCUAUGUGCCUGUUGCGGGCCUCCUAUUCAAUAAACGCGUUGUUGAGACGCUGACGCAGGGGACGGGCUCGUUCGCGCACAGCCAGACAUACCAGGGUCAUCCUGUCUCUUGCGCGGCUGCAUACAAGGUGCAGACCAUCAUCCAGGAGGAUAACCUGCUAGCGAAUGUGCGCGCCAUGGGCGAGUACUUCGGCCAGCUUUUGAGCGAGAAAUUGGGAGGUCAUCCUCAUGUGGGUGAUAUUCGGGGCCGAGGGCUGUUCUGGGCUAUCGAGUUCGUGGAAGAUAAGAGCACGAAGAAGCCGUUCGCGCCGUCUAAGGCCGUGGCAUGGAAGGUCCACGAGGCUGGCUUGAAGCCUGAGCAUUGCAUCUCGCUUAUGCCAGGGAAUGGGGGAGCUGAUGGGAGGAAUGGAGAUCAUAUCGUUUUGGCGCCGGCAUAUAACACAACGAAGGAAGAGGUGGAGUUGAUCGUUGAGAAGACGGCUCUUGCUGUUAAAGAUGUCCUCGGUUGAGGGUUACCUCGAGAUCGACUUGUUGCUUGAUAUAUCUUUCUACUUAUGAAUUUAAUGGCCUAUAACGUUUCCCAC
This is a messenger RNA of Aspergillus steynii IBT 23096, 1952 nucleotides long. RefSeq names its product PLP-dependent transferase. The record is from RefSeq and is a predicted model, not a curated record. Gene Ontology annotation, molecular function: pyridoxal phosphate binding; transaminase activity. NCBI's taxonomy places the organism in Eukaryota, Fungi, Ascomycota, Eurotiomycetes, Eurotiales, Aspergillaceae. Gene Ontology annotation, cellular component: cytosol. Bases 447 to 1877 code for a protein of 476 amino acids. The transcript has 4 exons.